This is a messenger RNA of Labeo rohita (rohu), 1520 nucleotides long. It is a transcript of the gene rusf1, whose product is annotated as RUS family member 1. The record is from RefSeq and is a predicted model, not a curated record. The transcript is spliced from 15 exons. Lineage: Eukaryota; Metazoa; Chordata; Actinopteri; Cypriniformes; Cyprinidae. The coding region runs from base 140 to 1468 and encodes 442 amino acids.
UCCAGUAAAAUAUAUUGCAACGCAAGCAGAAACUCGUUUACAUUGUAGCUAUUUUAGUCCUUAGCGCAUUAGACUGCACAUAUAGAAAACAUUACUGUAUUCAAACAUAUAAUUUGUUAAAUAAUGUGCAUGAGGUGCAAUGUUUGAGACUGCUGUCACAGUAGCAGAGAUGGACGACCGUGAAGGGGUGAUUGCCACAGAGCGUUAUGGCUCGCAGGAGUCCUGGAAAUACCUGUUGAAGGAUGGGAGGAUGAAGAGACAGAAGGAUGCAGUGGACGGCAGACUCGGCGGAAAUUCAAUCUCCGGCGUGUUUAAAAGUGUUUUCCUGCCACAGGGGUAUCCUGAGAGUGUCAGUGACGAUUACUUACAGUAUCAACUCUGGGACACUGUGCAGGCAUUUUCCAGCUCUCUGUCUGGCACACUUGCUACUCAGGCUUCACUGAGGGGAGUUGGGGUUGGAAAUCAAGAAGCAACAGUUGCAGCAGCUACAAUAACAUGGCUGCUUAGGGAUGGAACUGGGAUGCUGGGCAGAAUACUUUUUGCUUGGCUCAAAGGGAGCAAGCUAGAUUCUGAAGCCAAAAAAUGGAGGCUCUUCGCUGACAUUCUUAAUGAUGUUGCAAUGUUCAUGGAGAUUGCAGCCCCUCAUUUCCCUCCUUUUUUCACUCUGAUUGUCUGCAUUGCUGGAAUAUUUAAGUCCAUUGUAGGUGUUGCUGGUGGAGCAACAAGAGCGGCCUUAACUGUCCAUCAAGCUCGCAGAAACAACAUGGCUGAUAUCUCCGCCAAAGAUGGGAGCCAGGAAACCCUGGUGAACCUGGCAGGCCUGCUGGUCAGCCUGGCACUCAUCCCGCUUGUAACAGAUAACCCAUUGUUGACGUUCAUCCUGUUCUUCCUGUUCACUGUUCUCCACCUGUUUGCCAAUUACAAAGCAGUUCGUUCUGUUGUUAUGGAAACUCUUAAUGAGGCUCGCUUAUCCAUAGUCCUUCAUCGGUACCUCCUUAAAGGUCAACUGCUCAGUCCAGAGGAGGCCAAUCAGAAGGAGCCUGUGUUCUUGUCGCUUGGAAAAACUGUUCCCAUCAAGUUGGGUGUGAGGCUUGGAGACAUUGUUCAAGAGCCAGGAGAACUGCAGCUGGCGUUGAAGAACAACAGCAAACCGUAUCUCAUUGGAAUCAAAAAUGGUUCUGUCUGUGUUUGUCUGGGAAGUGAUGCUUCUGUGCAUGAUGAAAUCAUGGCAGCAUGUCAGGCCUUGUGUCUUCGUGCUGUGCUACGCAAUGAUUCCUCUCUGGGUGGUGCACUCAAGAAGCUCGCCAACACUAAAGACCCAUGGGAGUUAGUAUCACAGAGUCAUAAGAUGAUUGAUCAGAUAUUCCAGACAUUCCUAAAAGAACUGGAUCAAGCAAAGUGGCACACAGAUCGGACACUAUUGGACUGGAAUGAGUGGCGUGUUGAAUGGAACAAAAAGAGGACCUGAAGCAAAUUGUUUUGAAGGAAAUUAAAGAUUAAAGUUUUUGUUUCCACUGAUA